AAUAUGCCAACGCUUUUUUUCCGAUGUCAUUCAUCGCACGCCAUGUUUUCCCAACGAUCCCGUCGCUUCCGCGCUCGUACUUCUUGGGUCAUCACAAGUCAGGCCUGUCUAAGAUGAAGCAGCUGCUCACGUCCAUCGACCUUGUCAUCGAAUGCCGCGACUAUCGAGUCCCACUUAGCUCGCGCAAUCCGCUCUUCGAGACCGCGCUCGAAGGCAAAGAACGCAUCAUUGUGUACACAAAGCGCGAUCUAGGCGGCGGACCGCGAGAGCAGAAGAAUGAAGAGCUGAUUCGCGGGUGGCACAAGGGCAGCACAGUCUUGUUCGUGCGCAACGGUGAGGAGGAGAAGGAGAGCCGAAAGGCGAGUGGCAAAGUGCUCGAGGUGCUGCGCGAACACGCGGAGAAGAGGUGGAAGCUCGUCGGCCAUCGAGUCAUGGUGGUUGGCAUGCCCAACGUGGGCAAGUCCACACUGCUCAACGCGCUGCGCGGCCUCGGCCUGGGCAAGGGCAAGGUUGCGCGCACCGGGGCGCAGCCUGGUGUCACGAGGAAGGUCGGCAGCGGCGUCAAGAUCAUACCCAGCGAGGACGAUGUUAGUGCGGGGAAGGGCGAGAGGGGUGUCGGCGGUGGUGUUUACCUCCUGGAUACCCCUGGUGUUUUCAUCCCAUAUGUUCCGGAUGCGGAGGCGAUGAUGAAGCUUGCGCUCUGCGGGAGCGUGAAGGAUACUAUCAUCCCGCCUGUUGUGCUCGCGGAUUACCUCCUUUUCCACCUCAACCUCGUUGAUCCAACGCUGUAUGCUGAAUUUGCGCCGGGCCCAACGAAUGAUAUCGUGGAGUUGCUGGAGCUUAUGGCGCGCAAGACUGGCAGAUUGGGAAAGGGUGGCAAGGUCGACCAUGAGGCGACGAGUCUUUGGAUGAUUCAGAAGUGGAGACGGGGCGAGUUUGGCAGAUUCGGGUUUGAUAAGUUGGAUGGGGAGAGUCUUGCGAAGGCGAAGAUUGAGGAGGAGGGCAUGGCGCCCAGCAUGAAUCAGGCGCGGAAGGCGGAGAGAGAGAGAAGGAGGGCGAGAAAUAUUGCGAGAGGUGAGGCUUGAGUCGGCUGCUGUCAAGUAUCACGAGCCAUGCACAUUUCUACCGUUGUCAGAUCAUAUUCUCCGCUAUACCCAGUCUCAGAACUACCGAGCUCUCGAAGUCUCUUGCUCUGCACAAUUGAGCGUAUAGAAACUGAUAGGUGUGGAUAGCCUGUCACUAGC
Molecule: messenger RNA, 1244 nt
Organism: Didymella exigua CBS 183.55
Lineage: Eukaryota; Fungi; Ascomycota; Dothideomycetes; Pleosporales; Didymellaceae
Product: P-loop containing nucleoside triphosphate hydrolase protein
Exons: 1
Coding region: 114-1085 (323 amino acids)
Cellular component (GO): mitochondrion
Molecular function (GO): GTPase activity; GTP binding
Source: RefSeq, a predicted model, not a curated record